CGAGAGGCCUCGAGGAGCCUCAGAGGCAGGAGGGACCUGCGUCCCCGGCGCCCUCCCCGGGGCCGGGGCAGCUCGGCCACGAUCGAGGCGGCUGGCUCCCGAGAGGACGCUCCCCACGUCCCCGGCUGGGGGCCCCGCGUAGACCUGGAGUGGACGCCCCCUCCUUCCCUUCAUGCUUCGUCGGUAGCGCAGUGGCGAUGGAUGAUGAGGAUGGGAGAUGCUUACUGGACGUGAUUUGUGACCCUCAGGCCCUCAACGACUUCCUACAUGGAUCCGAGAAGCUCGACAGUGAUGACCUCCUGGAUAACCCUGGGGAGGCCCAAAGUGCCUUCUAUGAAGGUCCUGGGCUCCAUGUGCAAGAAGCCUCUGGCAACCACUUGAACCCUGAGCCCAGCCAGCCGGCCCCCAGCGUGGACCUAGACUUCCUGGAAGAUGACAUUCUGGGCUCGCCAGCAGCGGGGGGCGGUGGUGGGGCCGGCGGGGGCGCCGACCAGCCCUGCGACAUCCUCCAGCAGAGCCUCCAGGAAGCCAAUAUCACCGAGCAGACGCUCGAGGCUGAGGCCGAGCUGGACCUGGGCCCCUUUCAGCUGCCCACCCUGCAGCCCGCGGAUGGCGGAGCGGGCCCACCAGGGGCCGGAGGGGCUGCCACCGUGGCCGCGGGGCCCCAGGCCCUCUUCCCUGGUGGCCCUGACCUGCUGGGGCUGCAGGCCCCACCCACCGUGCUCACCCACCAGGCCCUGGUGCCGCCCCCCGACGUGGUCAACAAAGCCCUGAGCGUCCAGCCUUUCCUGCAGCCGGUGGGCUUGGGCAACGUGACCCUGCAGCCCAUCCCCGGCCUCCAGGGAUUGCCCAACGGCAGCCCCGGGGGCGCCACGGCCGCCACCCUGGGCCUGGCCCCCAUCCAGGUGGUGGGCCAGCCAGUCAUGGCGCUCAACCCGCCCACCUCCCAGCUCCUGGCCAAGCAGGUACCAGUCAGUGGCUAUCUGGCUUCUGCGGCCGGCCCCUCGGAGCCAGUGACCCUGGCAUCGGCUGGUGUCCCACCCCAGGGGGCCGGCCUGGUCAUCCAGAAGAACCUGCCGGCCGCUGUGGCCACCACGCUCAAUGGGAACUCGGUGUUCGGAGGCGCGGGAGCGGCCACCGCAGCAGCCAGCGGGGCGCCCUCAGGACAGCCGCUGGCGGUGGCCCCCGGCCUUGGCGCGUCACCACUGGUCCCUGCGCCCAACGUGAUCCUGCAUCGCACGCCCACGCCCAUCCAGCCCAAGCCGGCGGGCGUGCUGCCCCCAAAGCUCUACCAGCUGACCCCCAAGCCGUUCGCCCCCGCGGGCGCCACGCUCACCAUCCAGGGCGAGGCGGGGGGCCUCCCGCAGCAGCCCAAGCCCCCCCAGAACCUGACUUUCAUGACAGCGGGCAAGGCUGGCCAGAAUGUGGUGCUGUCCGGCUUCCCCGCGCCCGCCCUGCCGGCCAACGUCUUCAAGCAGCCUCCGGCCACCACCACCGGGGCGGCCCCACCCCAGCCGCCCGGGACCCUCAGCAAGCCCAUGAGCGUCCACCUCCUGAACCAGGGCAGCAGCAUCGUCAUCCCCGCGCAGCACAUGCUCCCGGGCCAGAACCAGUUCCUGCUGCCCGGCGCAUCCGCGGUCCAGCUCCCUCAGCCGCUCUCCGCCCUGCCGGCCAACGUCGGGGGGCAGAUCCUGGCGGCUGCGGCCCCCCAUGCGGGCGGACAGCUCAUUGCCAACCCCAUCCUCACCAACCAGAACCUGGCGGGCCCGCUGAGUCUGGGCCCCGUGCUGGCGCCGCACUCGGGGGCGCACAGCGCGGCGCACAUCCUCUCGGCCGCCCCCAUCCAGGUGGGCCAGCCCGCGCUCUUCCAGAUGCCCGUGUCGCUGGCCGCAGGCAGCCUGCCCACGCAGAGCCAGCCUGCGCCCGCCGGCCCCGCGGCCACCACCGUCCUCCAGGGGGUCACGCUGCCCCCCAACGCCGUGACCAUGCUCAAUGCCCCCGACGGUCUGGUGCAGGCGGCCACCCCUGCCGCCGCCUCCGGGGAGGCCACGCCGGUGCUCGCGGUGCAGACGGCCCCCCAGGGGCCCCCGGCCGUCAGCACGCCACUGUCUCUGGGCCUCCAGCAGCCGCAGGCGCAGCAGCCGCCCGCGCAGGCCCCCACCCCUCAGGCUGCCGCCCCGCCUCAGGCCACCACCCCCCAGCCCAGCCCGGGCCUGGCGUCCAGCCCAGAGAAGAUCGUCCUGGGGCAGCCUCCCUCCGCCGCCACCACGGCCAUCCUCACUCAGGACUCCCUGCAGAUGUUCCUGCCCCAGGAGAGGAGCCAGCAGCCCCUCCCCACAGAGGGCCCCCACCUCUCCGUGCCCGCCUCCGUCAUAGUCAGCGCCCCGCCUCCCGCCCAAGACCCAGCCCUGACGGCCCCUGUCGCCAAAGGAGCUGGCCUCGGCCCUCAGGCCCCCGACAGCCAGGCUUCCCCGGCGCCGGCCCCCCAGAUCCCGGCAGCAGCUCCGCUGAAGGGCCCCGGCCCCUCCUCGUCCCCGUCACUACCUCACCAGGCCCCUCUGGGGGACAGCCCCCACCUGCCCUCCCCACACCCCACCCGGCCCCCCUCCCGCCCCCCCUCCCGCCCCCAUUCCCGCCCCCCCUCACAGCCCCAGAGCUUGUCUCGUCCACCCUCAGAGCCUGCCCUACACCCUUGCCCCCCGCCCCAGGCCCCCCCAACUCUGCCUGGCAUCUUUGUCAUCCAGAACCAGCUGGGCAUCCCCCCACCUGCCAGCACCCCAGCCCCCACCGCCCCAGGCCCACCCCAGCCCCCUCUGCGUCCCCCGUCCCAGCCCCCGGAAGGGCCGCUGCCCCCAGCCCCCCACCUCCCUCCAGCCUCCACCUCCUCCGUGGUGGCCUCCUCCGAGACGUCCACCAGGCUGCCAGCCCCCACACCGCCCGACUUCCAGCUCCAGUUCCCACCCGGCCAGGGGCCCCACAAGUCCCCCACGCCCCCUCCAACCCUCCACCUGGUCCCCGAGCCCACAGCGCCCCCCCCACCGCCUCCUCGGACCUUCCAGAUGGUGACCACCCCCUUCCCGGCGCUGCCCCAGCCGAAGGCUCUGCUCGAGAGAUUUCACCAGGUGCCGUCCGGGAUCAUUCUCCAGAACAAGGCCGGGGGGGGCCCCGCUGCCCCGCAGACCUCCGCCAGCCUGGGGCCCCUCGCCAACCCCACGGCCUCUGUGCUGGUCAGCGGGCAGGCCCCAUCGGGGACCCCCACCGCCCCCAGCCAUCCCCCUGCCCCGGCACCCAUGGCCACCACAGGCGUCUCUCCUCUGCUUCCCGCCGAGAGCAAAGCCUUUGCCAACAGCCUCCCGACCCUGAGUGUGGCCAAGGCCGCGUCAUCCGGGCCGGGGAAGUCCUCCGGGCUGCAGUAUGACAGCAAGCUGAGCGGCCUGAAGAAGCCACCCCCGCUGCAGCCCAGCAAAGAGGCCUGUUUCUUGGAGCAUUUGCACAAACAUCAGGGCUCCGUCCUGCACCCUGACUACAAGACAGCCUUCCCCUCCUUCGAGGACGCCCUGCAUCGCCUCCUGCCCUACCACGUCUACCAGGGUGCCCUCCCCUCCCCCAACGACUACCACAAAGUGGACGAGGAGUUUGAGACAGUCUCCACGCAGCUGUUGAAACGCACCCAGGCCAUGCUGAAUAAAUACCGCCUCCUGCUCCUGGAGGAGUCCAGGAGGGUCAGCCCCUCCGCGGAGAUGGUCAUGAUCGACCGAAUGUUCAUUCAGGAGGAGAAGACCACCCUUGCCUUGGACAAACAGCUGGCCAAGGAGAAGCCGGACGAGUACGUGUCUUCCUCGCGCUCCCUCGGCCUCCCCAUCGCCGCCUCUUCCGACGUCGGACACCGGCUCCCGGGCCACGGCCCCCCACCGUCCUCAGCAUCCGGGGCCCCGGCCCCGCCCCCUCUGCACCUGCCCACCAAGCUGGUGAUCCGGCACGGCGGCGCGGGCGGCUCCCCUUCGGUGACCUGGGCCCGCGCGUCCUCGUCCUCCCUGUCGUCCUCGUCGUCCUCGUCCUCCGCCGCCUCCUCCCUGGACGCUGACGAGGACGGCCCGAUGCCCUCCCGCAAUCGGCCGCCCAUCAAGACCUACGAGGCCCGCAGCCGCAUCGGCCUCAAGCUCAAGAUCAAGCAGGAGGCCGGGCUCAGCAAGGUCGUGCACAACACGGCCCUGGACCCCGUGCACCAGCCGCCGCCGCCCGCCGCCCUCAAGGCGCCCGAGCCCCCGCCCCGGCCCCCGCCGCCGCCGCCACCACGCCGCCGCCGCCGCCCCGCGCCCGGCCAGAUGAACGGCACGGUGGACCACCCGCCGCCGCCCCCGCACCGCAAGCCUCCAGCCCCGGCCCCCCACUGCCCCCGCCUCCCGCUGCGCAAGACGUAUCGCGAGAACGUGGAGGCGCUGGGUGGCGGCGGGGGGGGCCCCGACGGGGCGGGCGGUGGUCGCGCCCGGGCAGGCAGCCCCGCGCCCAUGCCCACCAAGGUGGACGAGGCCACCAGCGGGCUCAUCCGCGAGCUGGCGGCGGUGGAGGACGAGCUGUACCAGCGCAUGAUGAAGGGCGGCCCCCCGGAGCCCGCGGCCGGCGCCGGGCAGGGCAGUGGCAGCCGCGAGCCGGGCUGGGACGCGCCCCCGCUGCCCCCCGCCAAGCGGCGCAAGUCCGAGUCCCCCGACGUGGACCAGGCCAGCUUCUCCAGCGACAGCCCGCAGGACGACACGCUCACCGAGCACCUCCAGAGCGCCAUCGACAGCAUCCUCAACCUGCAGCAGGCCCCCGGCCGGACGACCGCGCCCCCGUACCCCCAUGUCGCCCCCGCGGCCGGCACGCCCGCCUCCCCGGCCCCCCUGCACAGGCCGGAGACCUACCCGCCCUCCAGUCACAACGGCGGCCUGGGCGCCAGGACGUUGAACAGAUAACACCGGGCCGGUCCUCCCUCCCCUGUCCCCUCGCGCUGCGGACGCCGGGGUGGGGGGCAGCGGGGCCUCCGACCUCAGCCUCCUGGGGGACGCAAGCCGGGGAUCCCCUGAGUUUUUCUUGCCUAAGUUAUUUGAGUCACAAAGGCCUCCUGCCCCGCCUCCUGCUUCAGCCUGGUUGUUGGGUGGGGGUCGUGGGUUUAGGGGAGGGGGCUGUCAUGGAAAACGCCCCCCUGCCAAAGGAGGGGGUCAUCCUGGUGUGUCCUUUCCUGUUGCUUCCUACUUCUUGCUGCACCGCCCCCUGCGUCCCGGGGACACGUGCGUGUGUGUGUGUGUGUGUGUGUUUGCCAGGGAUGGGGGGGGCCCUGGUCGCUCCCACCACUCCCGCGUGUCGGGGGACCGGGCUUGUGUGUGUGUGUGUGUGGCUUUGCGGAUCCGGGGGGUCAGGGGCGCUCAGAGCUGGGAGGGUCCCCGGGAAGCCGCGCUAGGCCUCUCCCCCGCCGCCCCCUAUAGGUUGUCUGCAGAAGUGCAAGGGGUGGGCGGCGCGAGCCAGCGUCCCAGGACCCCCGCCUCGGCGCAGGCCCGAGGGCACCUGUCACGUCCGUGUGUGUGCGUCCGGCACCGCGUCCUGUGUCCCUGUGUGUGUGCUCGAGUGAGCAAGAGAGCGAGAAAGAGAGAGAUUUGGCACCCUCCUGUCCCGCGGCCGAAAUGCGAGCACCUCCCAAACGGGAAACCGGGGUCUUCCUCCCCCCGCGCCCCCUCCCCCAGCCAGUCUUCCCUCUGUUCUUCCUGCCGCCAGCCGCCCGCGCCAGAUUUUGAAAUCUCGGAGACAAAACUAGUACUGUAAGAUAAAUUUUUUUGUACUGUAUUUAUUGUGUAUAACGAUUUUUUUAAAGGAGAAUUCUGUACAUUUAGAACUCUUGUAAAUUAAAAACCGAUCCUUUUUUUAAAACUGUA
Molecule: messenger RNA, 5906 nt
Organism: Equus caballus (horse)
Lineage: Eukaryota; Metazoa; Chordata; Mammalia; Perissodactyla; Equidae
Gene: BICRA
Product: BRD4 interacting chromatin remodeling complex associated protein
Biological process (GO): positive regulation of DNA-templated transcription
Cellular component (GO): SWI/SNF complex
Source: RefSeq, a predicted model, not a curated record